AUGAACGGUUCGGCAUUGCAAACAGUUACAUCGCUGUCACUGCGACCCAUGAAGCAAUCUUCUGCAUGGACAUUUGCGCUGGCACUAGCUUUGCUCCGUUCCAAACCGGAAGGAUCUGCCAGCGCUGCUUUGGAUGAGUUUUUGACCCAAAACGAGUCAAUUCUUCUUCUGCCAACUCCUUUCGCAAAGUCCCCAAACGGUAAAGCCUCAACAGAUCAUAAUCUUACAAAGGAGUCUAAACAAUUCACUUUAAGAGGGGUUGUGUAUUCGGGGGUGACACCUGAUGACUUUGAAAUGGCCACAAAGAUAUCCUCCAUGCUCGCCAUUGCUCUCGAUGAUGCCCUUAGAGUCAUAGUGCAAACCAAAUUACGCAUUCCUAUUGAAACUAUUUCUGAGCGCAAGCUGGAAUUACUGUCGCGGCUCCCUGACGACAGUGCAUUAAUGGCCGGAGAGAUUCAACUUCGAACAUACAUAUCUGCGAUUCUCAGUGAACAAAGAACAGUUCUCAGUCUACUAGUGGAAUGCUUCAGUGCAAGAUUCGACGAAAAUGCAUCCUCUGUUGUGCAAAACAUAGGAAACACUGUAAGUACCGGAGACAACUUCGUUCUUCAUUCCAUUGAGGCACUCAAUCAAUUUCUUCAAACGGAAUCAGAAGUCAACGAAAGUCUAAUUCAAAAAAUCAUAGCUGAAGAAGGCUUGUUACGCAUGACAUGCCUUAUCAAAUUUAUUUUUGAGGUCAUUCUAGUCCUGGGCAGAUCUCUGAGUGUCGUUGUGCAAAAAUGGUUUGCAGUUAUGGAAAAGCACUCUUUCCUACAACCAAGCUAUUUUCGGGACUCAAAGCAUACUUCUUCCUUUCUUGAGUCUUUAUGCACAGUCACCUCCCUUCAAUUGUUGCAACUCAAUCACGACUUCGGCAAUCCCGACCCUGAAUUAUAUCUCGACAACCCAGAGACUUUCAAAUUUGUCAAUGGUGUUAUCCUCUCCGCAAACUGCAGUAAUUUAAUCAAGUAUGCUUGGCUCUUGAUAUGCCACAAGAAGUCUAUAGUAUUGGAAGAGUUCAAGGAAGUACUGGCACUGUUUCUCCAAAUCGUUAGCUUGAGUGAAACACACAACACAGUUAAUCAACUCAGUCGCCUUUUAAGCACAGUCCCUAUCUUUGAUGAAAUCUUGGGAAUCCACAAAGUGUUGUUUUUCGAUGAUAUUUUCUCUAUGGUAUUGUGUGACUUGCUUCUCUUAGCACUACCACUAAUAACAGUGACAGACGAAGGUGCACGCUGUAUACGAGAAGUUUUCAGUGCUGCUCCCGAGUAUUGCGUCCAAAGUUUCUUCAAAAAUGACGAAGCUGCCCGGAACAUCACUUUGUCAAGAGCAAAGUUUCCACAUUCUCUUUCUCCUUUCCUAUGUCUUGCCUCAAUCAAUGGUAGAUUUGCAUUGGAGGAACUCAGCCACAUGAAAUCUUACAUGUGUGAGUUUGAAUCCCAGGAAGCUACUCCAAAAUGCAAAAUCGACUCCGAUGAUACUGACCUCGUUGAGACAGAAGCUCCUUUCGACAUCUACCCCCCAUUUGAGGGAAAGAACAAACUUUCGCUUUACUUAGAAUCCGGAACGAAGGCAAAGGUCAUCAAUUUGAACGAAGAUUCAAAGACCAUUUUUAUGUUCGUUCAUAAUUACAAUGGGUGGGCGCUACUUGGACGUAUAUUGGAGAACAUCUCCAAGUCCUUUGAUUCCGCGAAUAGCGCAAAACUCUUGAUGUUGGCAGAUACUGCAAUCUUAAUUGAAAGAGUUUGCGAACAAGCCAGCGUUACAGAAAUCAAGUCGAUUCUCGAAUACAUGUCAGCAUAUUCUGACGAUAGUGACAUUGUUGAGAUUCUCUUCAGAUUAUUAGAGCAAUCAAUGCAUAAUCGUUGCAUUUUUCAAGCCGAAAAGCUUCUCAAUGUUGUGUCAUAUCUUAUGCCUGUCGUUUCAAAGAGAGUGUGGUCCUAUUUGUCUAGCUCUUCGCUUUUGCCAUCAAAUGGAAAAGAAGGCCUUGCCUCCAUAUUGUUUGGAUCAAUUGAAUCUAAGCAAGGUCAUUAUAAUUUGAGCAUAGCUUUGGUCAAAUUUGUGGCUCGUCUUGCUGACAAUUGUUUGUCAGACACCACCGACUAUCCAGAGUCAGCCAAAAAUGAAAUCUUGGAAGCCUUUGUGAGGCAUCUCAAUUUCAUACUUGAAAGCAUUGUGAAUUGUAAAUUUAAUGAGGGACUACAAAAGCUUGAGUUGGGACUUUUAAUUUUGAAUGUUUUCAAACAAAUCUUGGAAACUGUUUAUGGCGUUGCAGCUAGCCUACCAGCAAAUGAGAAGCCCACAAAAGUUUUUUCGGGUGCAUCUUCAAGCAUAGUGAAUGCCUUCAUUAACACAGACCUGAGGGUUUCUCGUUCUGCCGAGCUGAUAUUUCAAUUGAUUGAUUAUCUUGCAUCUUCUGAGGUGUCUUUUGAGUCACGCGACCCUACCUCUUUUAUGCUCAAUUUGUGGGUGAAUUCAGCUCUUGCCUUUUCAAAGUUGAUUAUCACUGUUCGUCAUUCUGAAAAAGAUUUGCACUCGUGCUCAUUUGAGAACCAAAUGCUUCUCAAAUUGCCAAAACUCGUAGCCAUUUAUCUGAAGAACGGUGUUCAUCGUAAGGCUAUUCUAGACUUUUUGUCCACUCUCAUGGCGUGUUCGGGUCGUGACAAAUCUCCCUCGAUGCUCUCGUUUUUGGGCCCUGAGACUGCAAACGCUCUCCUUCUUUCGUUGGCAACAGACUUGGAUAAUCCAUUCGAUGACUUUGCCGUAAAAAUAUCCAUUUACGACUUCUUGUGUUCGAUUAUGGAAGCUAACGAACAGGGUCUCUCGGUUUUGCUCAUUAGUGGACGUGACGUAUUUAACGAGUUCACAUCAAAGAAAGAGAUUUCUACGAGCCAUCAAACAACGUCAUUGCUCGACAUUCUCAAAAGAAACGUCAACGAAAUACAAACUUAUCCCGACUCUGUAUCAGUCCACCUUCUAGAUGCCAUUGCCUUGGCGUUCAAUUCUUGGACUACCGGAAGGGACAAUGAUUCGGAUGUCAAUUUUGUUUCUCAUUUGAUCAAUAUUGUGGGUGAUUUCAAAAAGCCGCAGUUAAGUGCCUCCUCAUUUGAUUUAACUGUUGCCUCAUAUAAAUGCAAGGUUGUUUCGAAAAUUGCCGAGAUCUUGUCUCUCGUUUUCUUCACUACUAAGAACGAAAAGUGUGAGAAGUCAGUGGCAAAGUUGCUCUCCUCGGACUCUUUCAUCGCUUUGCUUCCUCAAGUUUUCCGUAUAUCAGAUUAUGAUACUCAUUUGUUUCUGAGAGUGCAGUCCAGGUUUGAACGAGCAUUCCCAAAGCAUAAAUUGUCGCAAUUCGCUACUUCUAUCCAAAAGAGAAAUAGAUUCGGCCCCGAAGCCAUUUAUGACCUUGGGAUAAUGGACUGCCUCUUCAAAAACCAUUCUGAGUGGCAAGAUAUCCGCCAUGAAAUAAUGUUAUGCAGCGACAAUAUUCAGUAUUUCAACGUCCAGGUAAGUCUUGCUAAGUCUUUUGGUGCCUUAUUGACAACAUUUUGCAGAAGAGCACGUACAAGCCUCAGUUCAGCCUAUUUUGACUUAAUCCCUGUAUUAUUGAACAUAGUUGACCCAAUGGAUGUGUACAGCAAAGAUUUUAUCGCUCAGCAACGUUUUGAGAGGGUCGAGUUGGCAUUUUAUUUGGGAUACGCUGUAAGCAAUAACAAAAAUGUGGAGAAGAGUCCAAAGACAGCGAUUUCCAUUCUAGCAGCAUGCGUUGAUAUUUUGAGAGCAGAUUCUCACAUCGACAUCCCUCUUAAUAGUAGAUCUGGGGAGAUUCACAUGUCCUUACUCAGGACCUGCUAUCUUGCUCUAGCUACCUUGAAGGACUCGUCUGAUUUAGUGAGCACUAGCUUCAAUGUCGUUGGAGAGUUCUUCGAGCAUGUGGUAGCCAAGGGAACCACUGAUAUAAUCAUUGAGCUACAAAACGAUGUUUACCUUUCUCGAACGAAAAAAUGCACUUCUAAUUUCAAUGGCAAACUUGAUUACCUCAGACUUAUUUUAUCAAUCCUCAAGUUGAUCCUUUCCUUUGAUCUUGUGCCAUCUUCGAGAUCCAGGCUCAUAGAAAUGCUCGCAUCUAAGGGUACAAUCGAGGGUUUGAGAAGCCUAUACUCCUUCUCUCAUUUGAUCUUGGUCAAUGACGAUCCGGUCUUUGCCCAAUUGAGUCUCAUGUUCACUCAACAAUUGAUGCUUAACGAGUCAUUUUUGCGCAGUCAUGUGGAUUCUCGCUUGUUUAUUGUGAUUCGGGAAAGCGUUUUAUCGCAACCACUCAAAGAAGGAGGAAUUAACAUCGAAAAUGCUCCGCAAUUACACCAGAACUGGACAAACGGUAUUUUGCCAAUUCUUGUCACAUGCUUGGCAAAGGGUCAGUGUGUCAACGAAGUCCUUCUCACUUUGAAAGUGUUUUCUAAGCAAAUCGAGUAUUGUGUUGAUCUGUGGUCUCGGGACUCCUCAUCACUCAAGGUAUCCAGUGCCAACGUUCUUGAAACUGUGCAGAUCAUUUACAUCUAUCAAUUUUUGAGCUCUAUGGCACAAUCUCAACAAUUGAGCGCCCUGUCACCAUCUGAAGUCGACAUGCCCUUCAUUCCUGGAUUAGAUACACCUCAGAAGCGAGAUGACUUUGUGAAUUUCAUAAGCAAUCUUCUUAAGCAUCCAAAAUUUUUUGUCUCAAGAAUUGUCGCUAGUUCUGCCGAAGAAAAGGCGAUGAUGAAGGCAAAUGACAAAGAGUUUUCCGUGUUCGCAAGAAACUUAAUCGAUGAGGUGGCGAACCUCAAAGAGCUCAUUGCAUAG
Australozyma saopauloensis is the source of this 4875-nucleotide messenger RNA. It is a transcript of the gene NUP188, whose product is annotated as Nup188p. Bases 1 to 4875 code for a protein of 1624 amino acids. Gene Ontology annotation, cellular component: nuclear pore inner ring. Lineage: Eukaryota; Fungi; Ascomycota; Pichiomycetes; Serinales; Metschnikowiaceae. The record is from RefSeq and is a predicted model, not a curated record. Gene Ontology annotation, molecular function: structural constituent of nuclear pore. The transcript has a single exon. Gene Ontology annotation, biological process: protein import into nucleus; RNA export from nucleus.